GCAAUUUGCGCGGAUUUGACCGAGCCCUGCGGUAGCGGGACACACUGCGGUUUGCGACAAACCUGCCAGCGAAACGCGUCCUCUCUCCCGCUCGCUGGCCUGCCGCGAAACGGGCCGCGCCGCGCGCGCCGGAGCUUUACACGCCCGCCGCCGCGGCAGCCAGCCAUGGCCGCGUCGCUCGGCGACAGCCACUGCGUCGUCUGCGACAACGGUACUGGAUUUGUCAAAGUAGGGUAUGCCUCAGAAAAUUUCCCGAGGAGCAUCUUCCCGUCCAUGGUCGGCCGCCCCAUCCUGCGGGCCGAGGAGGCCAUCUCCGAGGACGUCACGCUCAAGGAGGUCAUGUGCGGCGACGAGGCGGCUGCGGUCCGCAUGUCCCUCGACUGCUCGUAUCCAGUAGAAAACGGCAUCGUCAAGGACUGGGACGACAUGGAGUUACUGUGGAACUAUACGUUUUAUGAGAAGCUCGGUAUUGACCCCAAGGACUACAAGAUCAUGCUCACGGAGCCGCCCAUGAACCCGUUGGCGAAUCGGAAGAAGCUGGUGACGGCCAUGUUCGAGUUGUACGGGUUCGGGCACUGCAACGUGUCGAUCCAAGCGAUGCUUACUCUGUACGCUCAAGGGUUACUUACUGGGUGUGUCGUCGACACGGGCGACGGCGUGACGCACGUCGUACCGGUCUUCGACGGAUUCGUCCCGCAAAACUUGAUUAGGAGAUUAGACGUCGCGGGCCGACAUGUUACGAGGUACCUCAUCAAACUCUUGUUACUGAGGGGCUACGCUUUUAACCGUACUGCUGAUUUCGAAACCGUGCGCCAGAUCAAGGAGAAGUUCUGCUACGUGGCGCACGACGUGAACAUUGAACGUAGACUCGCCCAGGAGACGACCGUCCUAGAAACGACGCACACCCUACCAGAUGGCCGAGUCAUCAAGCUCGGAAGAGAACGCUUCGAGGCGCCGGAGUGCUUGUUUGAUCCUUCGCUCAUCGAUGUCGAGUCCAAGGGCAUGGGCCAUCUGGUGUUUGAUAUGAUCCAGUCGGCCGAUAUCGACACGCGGGCCGAGUACUACAAGCAUAUAGUGUUAUCGGGUGGUUCGUCCAUGUACCCCGGCUUACCUUCUAGAUUGGAGAGGGACAUCACACAGCGCUACCUCGCCGAAGUGCUGAACGGCAACGAGGACCGCCUGAAAAAGUUCAAGCUCCGCAUCGAGGACCCGCCCCGCAGGAAGCACUUGGUGUUCUUGGGUGGUUCAGUCUUGGCUGACAUCAUGCGCGAGCGGAGCGAGUUCUGGAUGUCGAAACGCGAGUUCGAGGAGGACGGGAUUGAUCGGUGCUUGGCGAAGUGCCGCUAGGUUCGCUCCCCCUCGCGUAUAUGAAGUUAUGUG
Molecule: messenger RNA, 1380 nt
Organism: Pelagomonas calceolata
Lineage: Eukaryota; Pelagophyceae; Pelagomonadales; Pelagomonadaceae
Source: the annotation of a GenBank genome assembly